Messenger RNA from Mobula hypostoma (lesser devil ray), 6923 nucleotides. Its product is annotated as ral guanine nucleotide dissociation stimulator-like. Gene Ontology annotation, molecular function: guanyl-nucleotide exchange factor activity. Gene Ontology annotation, biological process: Ras protein signal transduction; positive regulation of GTPase activity. The transcript is spliced from 18 exons. Gene Ontology annotation, cellular component: plasma membrane. The record is from RefSeq and is a predicted model, not a curated record. Lineage: Eukaryota; Metazoa; Chordata; Chondrichthyes; Myliobatiformes; Myliobatidae. The coding region runs from base 456 to 2756 and encodes 766 amino acids.
CCCUCCGGGAGCCGAUCUUCGCCACUCCCACCUCCCUCCUCGUCGCCCCAGCACCGUUUCCUCCUCAGUGUGUGAGAGAGGACGCGGGUAGCUUCUGUGCAGCGCCUGCCCGACAGCUCUUCUGCAGUGCUGUUGAAAGAGAGAGAGAGCAGGAGUCGGGGACCUCUGCAGGGACUGAGUUUGCUGACAGUUUUCAGGAGGUUAUCUCACUCUCUCUGCAACUCUCUAAUCAGAUGAGAGCCGAACUAGACAGGAGUGUGCUGACGCCACUUUGAAGAGCGGGGCAGGGAGUCCCGGGCUGAUGUCCCGUCGGAGGAAGACGGUGGCUGCUGUUACCAUGAAGGCUCCGGGACCCGGGCAGGGUUAGCCGGACUCAUCAGCCGGCUCGGGCAGAGGAGGAGAGGUUGCCAGACCUGGAGGAGUCUGGGUAGGGUCCUGCUGCCCCGGGACACCUCAUGCUGGCUCGAACGGUCCGUCACCUCCUGGACGGGGUGAAGCUAGAGCUGUCGGGAGACCCCGACGUGGUGCUGAGCGGCUACAGGGCGAGGGACCCGGACCAGGAGACACCGCUGUCUCCGCAGUGCUUGAGUGAGGAGACGGUGGAUGGAGCUGUGUACACAGUGACGCAGAGACAAAUCCAACUCCAGCAAGCUGCAACCAAGGGCCAACAGUGGCUGGGGGUGGGGAAUGAGGUAGUCGGGACCACGUGGGAGACAGUGCGGAUCCGCUCGAUCAAGAUUGGCAGGCUGGAGAAGAUCGUGCAGCACCUGCUGGAAGCUUUUGACUGUGGCGACUCCUCCUAUCUCUCUGUCUUCCUCGCCACAUACCGCACCUUCACCAGCACCCAGGAGGUCCUCCGGAUUCUGCUGGACAGGCUGGAACACUUAAAGGCAGAAGCAGUGUACGGUUCGGACUGCUGCUCAGUGAAGGGCUGGGACCACUGCAGAAUUGUUGCUGCCUCCAUCUUUUCCACCUGGCUGGAGCAGUAUUCCGAAGACUUCCAGAACCUGGAUAAUGCUUGUCUGAAGCGCCUUGUGCAUUACAUAAAGAAGGAAUCCAGGGGCACGGAACUGGAGCGCCGAGCCGAAGGGAUCCUAGUGCAAAACGAGAAGCGAUCCAGCAGUGAUGGUCAAACACUACGGAACACAGGUGACCAGACGGUGGAGAACGAGAACCAGCCAACGCACAUAUCAGAACCAACUGACAUCCUCACCUUCAUGGCAGACACAACAGCGUCCCAGCUCACGAUGAUGGACGCGGAGCUUUUCAUGAAGGUGGUGCCGUACCACUGCCUGGGGUCCAUCUGGUCGCAGCGGGACAAGAAGGGGAAGGAGAACCUGGCCCCGACCAUCUGGGCCACCGUCAGGCAGUUCAACAAGCUCACCAACUGCGUCAUUAGCUCCUGCCUCAGCAACACCAGGCUGCGGCCGCAGCAACGGGCGCGCAUCCUGGAGAAGUGGGUGCUCGUGGCCGAGGAAUGCCGGGCUCUGAAGAAUUUCUCUUCACUUUACGCCAUCAUCUCUGCCCUCCAGUCGAAUCCCGUUCACCGGCUGAAGAAAACUUGGGAGGAAAUCCCCAGAGAAGUUAUGCGGAGAUACGAGGAACUCUCAGAGAUCUUCUCAGAGAAGAACAAUUAUUCCCAAAGCCGGGAGCUGUUGAUUAAAGAAGGAACUUCAAAGUUUGCCACGCUAGACAAGAAGCAUAUGAAAAAAACAAAAGACCACAAAAUCCCGAACUUGAUCCAAGGCACAGUGCCUUACCUCGGCACCUUCCUCACAGACCUGGUGAUGUUGGACACAGCGGUGAAGGACUACGUUGAGGAUGGAAUGAUCAACUUCGAGAAGAGGAGAAAGGAGUUUGAAAUCAUCGCCCAGAUUAAGCUGCUACAAAAAGCCUGCAAGAACUACAGCUUUGAGAAGGAGCCCGAGUUCCUGAACUGGUUCUACAACCUGCAGCCCCUCAGUGAGGCUGAGAGUUACAAGCUGUCCUGUGAACUCGAACCACUGGAGCUGGCUAGCCCAACGUCAAAGCCUCGGCCUACUCUGGUUAUCACCCCCUGCGAUGACCAUCAGCCCAGCCAGAACAGCCCCACCGUGCUCUCGGGAGGCCUUCCACCCUGGGAGAGAUCCGCCUCACCACCCCCGGACCUGGCCGGCACCUCUGAGACCCCAGGAGCUAAGGAACACUCCCUGAAGCCCAUCAAUGCCUUUCUCUGCAAGCUUGCCUGGCAACCAAAGUUCCCCUCUGUCGCCUCCCUGGACUCAGCUGGGAUCGAGCCCAGCCCCACCUGCUCCCCCUCCCUCUCGGCGCUCUCCCCCACCGCCAGCUUCAUGAAGGGCCACCGCCGCUCGGCCUCCUGUGGGGCCACCUACACCUCUCCCUCGGUGGCUGUGGGCUCGCCGCAGUCUGACUGCCGCAUCAUCCGCGUGCGCCUGGACAUCGCGACUGGAAACGUUUACAAGAGCAUCCUGGUAUCCAGUCAGGACAAGACCCCUGUGGUAGUUGGAAAAGCUCUGGAGAAACACAACCAGGACUCGCAUUCAGCGGGGACCUACGAGUUGGUGCAGAUCUUAUCAGAGGAUAAAGAGUUCACCAUCCCUCACAACGCCAACGUGUUCUACGCCAUGACCUCGACCAGCAGCGAGUUUCUCCUCCGGAGGAAGGACCAGCCUUCUCCCAAGCACAGGGCAGAACACGGCUCGCCGUUCCCAAAAAUCCGCUCCAAGGGCAUGAAGAUCGCCAAGGCCCUGUUCUAGAGGGCGGGCUUCCUGCGACGGACCAGUUCUGGCAAGCUUAUUGGCAUUCUGGUGGUGCCGGGCUGCAGUCGAAGCCGGGUGGUAGGAGCCAGCAUAAAAUCCACACUGCCCUUGGUGUUGGAGGCUCACUGGUGAUGCUUUCCCUGGACAAGGAUGGCUUCGGUAUCUAUUUGCCCUGAGAUUUUUCCUCUUUCUCCCUUCCUGCCCUUGCCCAAGAUCUGCAAAAGGGGGAGUGUGGGGUGAACUUUCCUGACUCCAUUUCCGAGAAGCACCUAUGAAGAUAGUUCCUCAGAAAUCAGACACCCAUGGACCUGGCUGAGAAUGACCAGCAUUCUGCCCUCUGAGAUGGCGAUCAUUUACCAGUGUGGCAGGCACUGAAUGACCCGCGGAAGCAGGAAGUCCAAAGGCGUUGGCGGUCUGGGAGACAAGUUCAAAGAAUUCAGACCAGUCUCUCCAGCAAAAGGACACUUUCCCCACUUGUUUUAUUUCUGAUCUGUGCAGGCAGCUCUGGUAGAAAUCCUCUCCUGUGCUGGAAUUCUGUGCACCAGGUGCAUUUUCGUUAUUCCAUGCAGAAUUACCUUGUGGGGGAAACUAUCAGAGAAGUGUGGGGUGAGGGGUGGUAGCUAUACAGGGUACAAAAGACCGAUACAUAAAGCCCUGUAGAUGCUAGGGGGUGGAGCUAGAAACCGAAAAUCCUGGAAAUGGACAUUGGUCUGAGCAGCAUCUGUGAAGAGGGAACCAGAGGUAAUUCUUCAGGUCAAGGAAAGAAACACUCAGAAGGUCAGGCAGCAUCUGUAGAGAAUGGAACAGAGUUGAUGUUUCAGUGUAAAGACCAUUCAUCAGCCUUCCCAGUCAGAACUAACGAAGUGUCAUGGAGCUGUUUCUGACUCCACAGACGCUGGCCGACCUGCUGAGUGUUUUCUGCACACCGUGGUUUUGGAUAUUCACUACAGUGGCAUUGGUGCCUUGUUGAUCAGCCUAUGGGAUUAUUGCAAACCCAGUGGAUAAUUCCUACUGCCUCUGCACCCCCCCCCCAACCCCUGCACAAAUGAUUGUCAGCUCUCUACCACCUCUCUGCUAGAGCAGCUGUUGCUUCUGACCCGAGCCUUCUCGCAUUAACCACCCCCUCCAUCCCACUCCAGAAUGUCAUUCACAAUUCCCAGCAAGAUCUUGAAGGCAGCUGCUGGUGCUUAGAGAGAUAGCAGAUGGGUGGGUGGGGAGAGGCGUGGGUUGGUGUUGAGCUACGAAUGGACGUGGAGGGAUGAUCUUGCAAAGCUGCUUUCCCCAGGGCCACAGUCUUCCGGCAGACCCUUGUUGGAACUGACCAGAGUCAAUCACACUCCUUCUCCCAGCUCCCUGUGACACUCCAUUGGCUUUGAAAACGAGAAGAUCAGCAGGCUUGGUGGAACAUGGACCUUCUCACAUCAGAAGUGCCUUCCCAUCCGUCUCUCUCUUGCCAUUGCUUGACCCACCACUCAGAGAACUCUCUCCAGAACAAAGUGAAUAUCACUACGGGGGUUCAUCCCAUCGCAGACAACCAGAGUGUGAAGAAAGAUCUUAGCCAGAAGAUGCUGAUUUUCACUACACACACUUGGAGUCCUAUAAACAAAGUGUACCCUGAUGACACUACAUGUAAAAGGCACUGUCUGUGCCAACUGAGAAUGUUUCAGCUUGUGAUGCUUUGAUGUUACUAUUUAUGCUCUGGAUGUACAGUCCAUCCCAUAGGACGCGUUACGUUAGAAAGAUGUGAACAACCGGUCUAAACUGUACUGUCAACUUUGUGCUCUGAUCAUUGUCUAAAUUCUACGUGUUCCUGAAUUUCUUGCAGACCCAUCCAAAAAAAAAAUAAAUCCAAGCAGCAGAGGUUAUAAAAUGGGGAGAAUAAGAUGGCUCAGUGGUUUAGUCAUUCAGAAGAUUGUCUGUCCAAAUCUCUGCUCUGCUAACAAUUUCAAAGGAACUUGGAACUGGUGAUUCAGUCCCAGCAACAGUCUACUUUUGGGGUUGGUCGACCAAUAUCGGAGAGAACUACCUCCAGGCUGUCCGUCAACUGUCACUCAGGCACUGCCCCACAGUUCCAGCGACCUGGCUUUGAUCCGAGUCUGCACAUUUCCCCUGUGACGCGUGGCAUUCCCCCAGGUUCACCAGUUCCACCCCACAUCCUGACGUUCAGAUGAAUGGGUUGCUGUAAAGUUGCCCCCAGUGUGAGAGACAGUGUGGACAUGCUGGGCCGGGUGGCCUAUAUCUAUACUAUAUGACUUCAUGACUACCACAUAAUCUCCAGUAGGGUUAGUCUAUGGUCGCAGAGAUGAUAAACCAUCAAUGACACCAUCGAGUUGACAGGUUACUGAAGAAUUUAUAAGACCUACUCUUUGACUAAGCUUUUGUUUAAGCUCAAUUUCACCCAAUGUAGCUAAAUGAUAAAUUUAGUUUGACCACACUGCUGUGAGAUGUUUUAAUAACUAAGACAUGGUAUAAAUGUCAUUCUGACUAUGCUUUAACAUUUUUCUCACUACAUUGGUUUUGUAAGCUGAGGUGGUUUCUUCAAGUUGACUUGUUCUUAAAGAACUAGCGACGGGACUGAAUGAUUCAGAUAUAGAGUUUGACAGUCCCACAGGAUUAAAAUGCCUCUAAGAUAUACAAGACAGGUACAGUCUGAUAAGUACUGGAACAGCAGAAAAUGCCUUUGAUUGUCUUCUUUUGAGCAGGAGAACUGUUCUAAGUAUGGACACUCCCCAGAUUCCAAGAAUCAUCCAUAUCCCAAAGUUUCUGUAAGUCAGAAACACCGUUGGCUGAGACUACAGAGGUAGCACUGGUGGGUUAAUUAUUUACAGAUUAGUACAGGUCUUAGGUAAUUGUAGAUUUUAGUUGGAUUAAGUUAUUUUUUAGAGAUUUGAACAACAGUCUCAAAACAUGCCAGACAAUUGGAAUUGCUACACCUUGGAAUACCAGAGUGGAGAAUUUCAACCUGUACUUCAGUAAUGUUUCCCCAAUCCCGAACCACACCUCAGGAGCUCAAGAGCUUUAUGCCCAAUGAGAUCCUGGUGGAGGAAAUCCUUUGGUCCAGUAUUCCGAGGUGGUCAGCAAGAUCUCACAACAUCAACUGGCUAAUGACCAGACAAGUAAAUAUCUGGGCCACUGUGGAGGGGUCACUCUCCCCUGUAAACACUCCUUCCUCAAAAUUGCUCUGUGGUCCCAGUUGAAUGUUUCACCUGAGGUACUGUCCCACUUUCAAUGUUCCCUAGGCACACGCAACAUACACAGAACAUAAAACUGUAUAGAACAGGAACAGGCCUUUUGGCCCACAAUGCCUGCACCGAGCAUGAUGCUAAAUGAGAGGAAAUCCCAUCUGUAUGUGCAUCGUCUGUAUCCCGCCAUUCCCUACACAUUCAUGUAUCUAUCAGCCUCUUGAACACUACCAUCUGCUAUAUCUGCUUCUACUACCAUCCCUAACAUCCACCACUCUCUGUGCAAUAAACAAGUAACUUGCCCUGGAAAUCCCUUCAAGCUAUUCUCCUCUCAUCUCAAAUCCGUGUUCUCAAACAUCAGACAUUUCUAUCCCGGGAUCGAGUUUCUGACUCUCUACUCUUUCUAUUCCUCUCAUAAUUUUGUAAACUUCUGUGCGAUUGCCCCAUCAGCUCCAGAGAAAACAAUCAAAGUUUGUCAAACCUCUCCUUGUAUCUCAAAUUCAGGCGGUAUCUUAGCUCCCUCUCCAAAGCCUCCACAUCCUUUCUAUAAUGGGCUUGCCAGAAUUGGAAACAAUUCUCUGGAUGUGGCAUAACCAGGGUUUUCUCAAGCUGCAAAGCAACUUCCCAACUCUUGAACUCAGUGUCUCGACCAUUAAAGACAAGUAUUCCAUAUGCCUUCUUUAACAUGCUAGCAACCUAUACAACUAAAUUCAGGGAGCUAUGAACGUGGCCAUCAAGAUCCCCUGUACACACCGUCCCUCUAAUGGGGUGACUAGAACCGCACAAAACUUGCACAGAACUGUAGUGAGGUGUCAGUGGGGAGUUCUGCGCCCUCUUAUUUGCCCGAGAGGAACACUUUGAUCUCCGACUCCCACCUCAGCUUACAAAGUGGCUUGUUUGUUUCAAAUAUUCAGGAGGAGCAAUGGUCUUAAAAUAAAGAACUGGCCUUUUCAUAUCCUGCAUCUCUUUGGAUCUUCUUGGC